Messenger RNA from Oncorhynchus gorbuscha (pink salmon), 1147 nucleotides. Its product is annotated as antigen LPMC-61-like. The transcript is spliced from 3 exons. The coding region runs from base 1 to 990 and encodes 329 amino acids. NCBI's taxonomy places the organism in Eukaryota, Metazoa, Chordata, Actinopteri, Salmoniformes, Salmonidae. The record is from RefSeq and is a predicted model, not a curated record.
AUGACGACUACAGCUGCUCCUACAACAACCACGCUGUGGGUACGAAAAGAAGAGCUGAGGCAAGAAAAAACAAAGCUGCACCCACAACAACCACAGCUGCGGAUACGCAGAGAAUUGCAGCUACAACAACAACAAGAGCUGCAGCAACAACAACCGAAGUGCUGGCCUCAACAACCACAUCUGCUCCAACAACAACCACAGAAUCUCCCACAACAACCACAGUUGCAGUUACAACCACCACAGCUGCAGCAACAACAACUGAAGUGCUGGCCUCAACAACCACAGCUGCUCCAACAACUUCCACAGUUUCAGCAACAACAACCACUGCUGCAGCAACAACAACCGAAGGGCUGUCCUCAACAACCACGGCUGCUCCAACAACAACCACAGCUGCACAAACUACAAAAACAGCUUCUCCAUCAACAACCACAGCUUCUCCCACAACAACCACAUCUUCUCCCACAACAACUACAGCUUCUCCCACAACAACCACAGCUCCUACCACAACAACCACAGCUUAUCCCACAACAACCACAGUUGCAGCUACAACAACAAGAGCUGCAGCAACAACAACCGAAGUGCUGGCCUCAACAACCACAUCUGCUCCAACAACAAGCACAGCUGCACAAACUACAACAACAGCUUCUCCCUCAACAACCACAGCUUCUCCCACAACAACCACAUCUUCUCCCACAACAACCACAGCUUCUCCCACAACAACCACAGCUCCUACCACAACAACCACAGCUUAUCCCACAACAACCACAGUUGCAGCUACAACAACAAGAGCUGCAGCAACAACAACCGAAGUGCUGGCCUCAACAACCACAUCUGCUCCAACAACAACCACAGCUGCACAAACGACAACCAAAGCUUCUCCCACAACAACCACAGCUUCUCCCACAACAUUCACAACUUCUCACACAACAACCACAACUUCUCCCACAACAACCACAGAAUCUCCCACAACAACCACAGUUGCAGCUAUAACCACCACAGCUGCAGCAACAACAACCGAAGUGCUGGCCUCAACAACCACAGCUGCUCCAACAACAACCACAGCUGCACAAACUACAACAACAGCUUCUCACACAACAACCACAGCUUCUCCCACAACAACCACAGCUUCUCCCACAACAACCACAGC